This is a messenger RNA of Penicillium cataractarum, 3249 nucleotides long. Its product is annotated as tyrosine protein kinase SWE1. Bases 1 to 3249 code for a protein of 1082 amino acids. Gene Ontology annotation, molecular function: ATP binding; protein kinase activity. Gene Ontology annotation, biological process: protein phosphorylation. The transcript has a single exon. The record is from RefSeq and is a predicted model, not a curated record. NCBI's taxonomy places the organism in Eukaryota, Fungi, Ascomycota, Eurotiomycetes, Eurotiales, Aspergillaceae.
AUGGUUGCGACCUUCUCACCUCACCGGGACUCCGGAGGGACCCUUCAUCUCUCAUCUCACUCGCCCCUCCACCACGUCGAUGCCAGUUCCGCGAUCAGGCAGCUUCGGCGCUCCUUGUCGCGCUCGCCUUCCAAGAGCUCGAACUUCUUCCUCAACUCACGCACUCACUCACCAUCAAAGUCCGCCACAUACGUUGCUUCGCCUCUAUCACCCUCCCGACGAUCCUCACAUAACAACUUUGUACUCUUCCCCUCCACUGGCCAACAGUCACCUCUCGCAGUCCCGUAUCCUCCAAGCGCAAAGAUCACUCGGCCGGUUAUGCGACGACGAACUUCUCCUCGCAGUCCAGCCAAAUGCGCGCUUGCCAUCUCCGCUGAUGGAGGUAACGCGGUUUCAUCUCAACCUAUUGCGAUUGCGCCAGGUGAGGAAAACGCGUUGACUCUGGACGACUUGGCCGAUCCAAGUGAGAGCAACUCUUGCGCCAAUCCUUCUCUUAGCACCACCCCGACUGCCCCGCUCCCCGAAUCAACAUUUGCACCCCGCACUACCUUGUCGCGUAUUGAGAAGCGUCGCAGUGGUACCUUUGGUUCCUUUGCGACGGUAAGUCCCUUGAAGCGUAGUGACGGCAUCAUGAAUCUGGACCAGGCCUCUCGAGGCAGUCCCUCGGCAAAACGACGCAGUGUUCAUGCCUCGAACUUUGCGACGGAAUUUAGGAUCUUCGACCAUGAGAGUGAGACUGCGCCUGCCAGUCCCACUGGAUAUGGCGAUGAAGCUACCUCUUACUUCCCGACUCCAACUCAACCUCUGAAUCCUUUCGCUACCAUCCCUAAACGAUCUUCCUCCCUUCGUCGUUCUACUCUCCAGCAGCGUCAAGUAGAGCGUCCUCUCUUUGGCCGACCUAGAGGCUUGGGUGACUCCGAAGCCUCACCUGGCACUCCACUCGCAGUUCGACCUCGCAUGUCCUUUGAGAGUGGUCUUUUCCAGUCGAGUCAAGAAUCUUCAUCCCUCUUUUCUCCUCGCCCUCCUCCUGCCAGUCCUUUGUUUUCACCUACCCCUCCCUCUCUCAACACGACAACAAACUUUGGAACUUCUCAACCCCCUCGACCUACUGCCCACCCUCUCUCUCGCACCAUCACUCAGUCUUCUUCCGGGUCGAGCCUGGAAGACUCGCCCACUCACGAACACGUUCAGAAACCUGAACGAGCCCCGCGACCCAUCAUGAACUUUUCCAAGUCACUCCCAGCUGGUGCCACGCGCCCUGCGCCUGUGCGCCGGGUGACGCGCGAAGAGGCUAGCGCCAACGAGUCCUUCGCGACACCGGAGAACUACAAGCUGGUCAAGCCUUUGCCCGCUGCGUUCAUGUCCACUGGGCUGAUCUCCAAGAAGAACCGCAACGCAGAUGACGUGAACGGUGGUGCUUUCAACAAGAACAUGCCAGACACCCCGUGUAAGCGUCCUGUAAAUCUGUUCGCGGCAGACUCUCCCAUCCCUGAGGGGUUCUUCAACAAGUCGCAAUUUGGUCGACAACCCGAGGCAGUUUCCGCGUCUCCAUUCAACCCCCCUGGCUCGUCUGCUCGCCCCAAGCCCGGUCCGUUUGCCCGUGGUAUGGGUAUCUUUGGUGAGAGUUUUAAGCGUCCCGAAGCGUCGCGUCGCGGAAGCAUUGUGAGCGUGGAUGGUGACGACAUGCUGCAAGCUCAGUCCCCCUCAUCGCGUCACGACAGUCACCCCAUGACUGAUUCCGAUCUCCCUCCGACUCCUACCAAGCAAACAUUCCUCCCCUCUCGCACUUAUCCCCCCGCCACCUCUCAGAUCGCCUCUCUGGAGCGUCUAUCUGAAUCGAGGGGCAGCGCCACUUCCACUCCCCUGCGUGAUCGAUUCUUGCAGGCCUCGACUACUCCUCGCACGCCUCGCGAUCAGUACUUCCCUCCCGACCCCAGUGGCUUGUCCAUCUCCGCGCCGAAUGACCCGCAGCCUGUCGAACCCGAGUUCGGUAGCAGCAUCAACCUUCCCGCUACCCCGACUGGUCCUCGCGAGUCAUUCCUUUCAAGCAAGCGACCCAGCCUCCAGGUCAGUGGGUAUCAGGCUCCCGAUGUGGACAGCAGCUUGACUUCCCGCUUUGGAAAGGUUGAGCUCGUUGGUACUGGAGAAUUCUCCCAGGUCUUCCGCGUUGCUGAGCCACCGAACACGUCUUUCUCCUCUGUGUUCUCUCUUCCGUCCAACGGGCGCCAGUCACCGACCGACGUGGCCCGCCAGGUUUGGGCUGUGAAGAAGAGCAGGCUGCCCUACACGGGAUUGAAGGAUCGUGAGCGUCGCAUUCGCGAGGUCGAUAUACUGAAGGAGCUGGUCAACUCGGACCAUGUCGUUAACUUUAUCGAUAGCUGGGAGGAACACCGCCAUCUGUACAUUCAGACGGAGUAUUGCGAGGAGGGUAGCCUGGAUGUCUUCCUGGCCCAGGCCGGCCUGAAGGCGCGCAUCGAUGACUUCCGUAUCUGGAAGAUCCUUCUCGAGCUCGCUUUGGGAUUGAAGCAUAUCCACGACAAGGGCUUUAUCCAUCUCGACCUGAAGCCUGCCAACGUUUUGGUCACCUUCGAAGGUGUUCUCAAGAUUGCUGACUUUGGUAUGGCCACUCGCUGGCCUGCUGAGAGAGGCUUUGAAGGCGAGGGCGAUCGCGAAUACAUUGGCCCCGAGAUCCUGAUGGGUUGCUUCGACAAGCCUGCCGAUGUCUUCUCCCUUGGCCUGAUCAUGUUUGAGAUCGCCGGUAAUGUGGAGCUUCCCGACAAUGGAGUGUCUUGGCAGAAGCUUCGCAAUGGUGAUAUGAGCGAUGUGCCCAGUCUGACUUGGAGCUCGGAAACUAGCAUCUUCCGCGAUGCCUCUGGCAACCCCAUCUCUGAGGAGCCGUCCUUCGAAGAGCUUUGUGCAUCUGAUCUCGGUGGUCACGACUUUGAUGGCGAUUUCCUGGCUGGCCGUAAAACCAGCUCGCAUAGGCCAUCCAGAGCCGCUCGUAGCGGCGAGCUUAUCCACCCUCCCGUCUUCAUGAUCGAUGCUCGCCAUAACCAAGCUUUGGACCGGAUCGUUCGCUGGAUGAUAUCCCCCGAUCCUGUUGAUCGACCUACUGCCGAUCAGAUUCUGGAAACCUACGGUGUGCAAUUCGUGAACCGUCGCCGUCGCGCCGGUGCCACCGUUUUUGAGGGCAACUGGGGGCCCGCUGACGAGAUCUUGGCCGAAGAUGCCGAGAUGAUCGAUGUGUAA